UGAGCUUUUCAAAAAGACAGCCAUAGAAUAGAGAAAAUCUGUAAAUUUGGACCUUAAAACUUCUUGUUAAUAAAAAAUCUUUCUUUGGUUUUUACUCAGGUUGCUUCCUAAACUAGAAAUUCUUCUGCAAAGGCCAUGGCUGCCUACUGACGGUGGCGUCAGUGUAAGUGCCUACCAGCGUUGUGGUGAAUCAACCAAAACAAAUCAUGCAAAUACCGUCCCAUAAAGCAGGUGUAACUGUAACUAAAAAAAAGAAAGAGAGCAAAUAUCUAAAACUGAAUGAAUCAAGUAAAGCACUACGCCGUUUCCAUGCCAAUAAUUGUGUGCCAAAGUUGUUGCAGUAUAUGCUAAACGUCGUUGUCAUGGAAGACAAACUGCAUGUCUCUUGGCCGUGUGCGAUUUGAUCGAACAAGCUCCUCAUCUCCUUCUGGUCUCUCGUUUUUGGAGUUGCUGGUCAACAUGCUUUGGAUGCUCAUGCAAACGCUCUCUGCACUCUGCACCGGGCUCCAACCUUGUGUGGCGAGCAGAUCUAAGCAAAUGAUGCCGUUGGAAUAGAUGUGAGGGUGCAUCGGUAUCGGUCGGUCCGGAAGUUUUUCGAAAGUGACCUCUGGGGGCUCUGUAAUGUGUAUAUCAGUUAGCAGGCAUCUCUAUGCACACAGUCAUACCAUGGGCAGACGCACCGAUGGGAUAUGCAUCUGGAAACAGGAACUUGAGCCGGUAAAUCUGGUUUUCGUAGAGCGGGUUGCUGUCCAAGACGCGGAUGUCAAACUUCCACAGCUUCAAGUCAUCUCCCUCGAUAAGCUCGAUUCCAGAGGGCAGACCGUGCUGUUGAAUCUACAAAGCACUCUCGUUAGCAGUGAUCGUCAAACGGGCGGGCUUGCGGUCCACCAACUUUUUGCCUCUCUUUGGCGACUCGUUUUGAUCUCAUCUGCAUGGCCAUGAUGUGUGAACUUGUCAAGGUUGCCCCAACACAAAUGACCAACUCAGCCGCGGGAAGAAGGAUGUGCGCCGACAGCCAGCUGAAUUACGGGCGUAGUUUUGGAAGAAAGUAGUGCACAAACGAAAGCAAAGCGGCCUGGCCAGGCACGGUCGCAUGGGUAGCUGUCCCCGUUUGGUGUGGCGGGGAGUAGCAAAGCCAACAGCAAGCAGGGCGACGAAUCAGAGGCAGCGAGGCACGGAUGGCCUGAUCACAGGUGACCAGGGCCCUCCUGCUGCCCCCAUGUUUCGAUAUGUGGUUUUUACAGCCUGCCUGUUGGGCUGUCAUUUCCUGUUUGUAUUUUUAUUGGUUGUAUAAUUUUGUGGUAUUUGAUUCUCAGCCAGGUACGUACGUCACCAACAGUACGCAAACAUCCCGUGCUGACCUCGGGGCUCAAUGCCGUAGUACAGCGGUAGGCCAGGCCGAAUGCCGGGUGCCGCAGCAGGGCCAGUGGAAUACCUAAUCCCGCGCUCACUUGGCAAAGCAGCAGCACCGCAAGCGCAGCAAAAUAAAAACCACAAAAAUAUGGAGGAGGGGACGAGUAUACGGGCCUGUCGUCAUUGAGCAGCCCCAACUGACUCGUUUCUCACGCCCCGAAAACCCAAACUCCUAUCAUUUCAGCACAGCCUUGCCAGCCCCCACUGCCAGCACUGGCCGUGUCGCGACAGCGUUCCAUGUAGCUAUUUCCAGCGCCUGUUGGCGUGGCUGUGCGCUACGCUGAGCCCACUGGACAGGCCCAACUUGGAGGGGUAACCCCCUCUGUCCCGGGGGGUGGAGGACGUGCGCAGCGACUGGAUCUCGCAAGGGCUUCGUUUGCAGCGUACUCUAUAAUUCAGCCGCUCCCUCAGCCCGGCCUCGUCUUGCAUCUGCGUGUCCGCUUCAUUUCACACCCGCACCCAACAUCACCACUUGUUGCUUAUAAACUUGCUUCUGCCAGGCCGGCGUCGACGACGUUUAUUGCGCCUCUUCACCUACUCCUCUACUCACCAGCGAGCACUCUGUUGCAACCAGCUUUUUUUUACGAGGUGCCGCACGUACCCCGCCAUCGACCAACAUGAGCUUUUCUGGUAUGCUCAACCGCCUUCACGGGCAGCCCGAGAGCUACGACAAGAAAUCCAAAUACCGUUUCGGCCGAACUCUUGGUGCUGGUACUUAUGGUGUCGUUCGCGAGGCCGAGGGCCCCAACGGCAAGGUUGCUGUCAAGAUCAUCCUGAAGAAGACCGUCAAGGGCAACGAGAAAAUGGUGUACGACGAGCUUGACAUGCUGCAGAGAUUAAAGCACCCUCACAUUGUCAAGUUUGUCGACUGGUUUGAAUCAAGAGACAAGUUCUACAUUGUCACCCAGCUCGCUACUGGCGGCGAGCUGUUCGAUCGUAUCUGCGACCAGGGAAGGUUCACUGAGAAAGAUGCCUCGCAAACAAUAAAGCAGAUCCUCAGCGCCGUCGACUACCUGCACAAGAACGAUGUCGUCCACCGCGAUCUCAAGCCCGAAAACUUGCUCUAUGUCACCCGCGAGCCCGGAUCCGACCUUGUACUGGCCGAUUUUGGCAUUGCUAAGACGCUGGACAGCAAGGAAGAGACUCUCAGCACAAUGGCCGGCUCUUUUGGCUACGCCGCCCCCGAAGUCAUGAACCGCGAAGGCCACGGCAAGCCCGUCGACAUGUGGUCCAUGGGCGUAAUCACAUAUACCCUCCUGUGCGGUUACUCUCCGUUCCGCAGUGAGAACCUUGCCGACCUUUUGGAAGAAUGCACAAAGCAUGACGUCGUCUUCCACGAGCGCUACUGGAAGGACGUCAGCCAAGACGCCAAGGACUUCAUCCAGUGUCUUAUUGUGCCUAACCCCGACAAACGAUGGACCAGCGAGCAAGCUCUAGGCCACAUCUGGCUGAGCGGCGAGAAUGCCACCGAGCACGACUUGCUGCCUGAACUGCGCCGCCGCAAGGAGGCUCGCAUGAAGCUCAAGAAUGCCAUUGUCGCUAUCCAGCUGCAGAAGCGCAUUGCCCGCCUCCGCACCGACGACUCCGACUCCGACGACCUCGGCGAGGGAGCUACCGGCGUGCCCAGCAUCAAGACCGACGACUCCAGUGCCAGCGGCUCCAGCAAGGGUCCUCUUGGCGGACUCAGCAUGUUCCGCGCUGUUGUCGCUGCCAAGGUCCAAGAAGAAAAGAACAGAAAGGAGUCGCUGGCGACUGACGACGAGCUGAAGGAGGAGCACCGCCGCAAGAGCUUCAAUGCUAACAACUAAAGCUUUGUGUGUGCCUGUGUACAGGUGAUGGUGACGGGUGGAAAGAAGCAUAUAUGGCUUGAAGGAGACUGGAUAUUGACGAGAGCGUGCCUUGAAACAAACGAAAUGCCCUGAAUGCCUUUUACGUGCUCUGUUGGCAGCGUCUCAACCUUGUUUUGUAGACGGCACAGGUAGUGUCUAAUCGUUUACUUUGACUUUGGAGUGUAUGCUCUUUUUUUGAUGGCGGCGA
This is a messenger RNA of [Torrubiella] hemipterigena, 3450 nucleotides long. Lineage: Eukaryota; Fungi; Ascomycota; Sordariomycetes; Hypocreales; Clavicipitaceae. The record is from the annotation of a GenBank genome assembly.